This is a messenger RNA of Peniophora sp. CBMAI 1063, 954 nucleotides long. The record is from the annotation of a GenBank genome assembly. Lineage: Eukaryota; Fungi; Basidiomycota; Agaricomycetes; Russulales; Peniophoraceae.
AUGGCUCAACCAAAGUUCUCCCACGACAAAACCACCAUGAGCAACAUUCUCAAGGACGGAAAUGGCAAUUUCCUCCGCAGAGCCGAGUGGUACUGGAUUGCUAGCCGAAUCAACUGCAUCUGUGACAGCCUGUCCGGCCUCCUUAUUCACAGUACUAUUACUGCUCCUGAGAGCCUUGAAGAUGACAACUGGCUAACAAAGGGUUUAGUUCAGGAGGAGGCACAGAUGGACAGUGUCAGCGGCCUCCUUGCUAUUGAAGGAGUUGCUCCAUCUACCCGUACACAAGACAUAUACGCGAAGCUCACGGAUCCAGAGGGUAGCGGACUGCAUUUUGUGCGCACACAGGCAAUGAUCGAAGGUGCUGGACUACUCGAUACACAAGGGAAAAAGAUCCUAUAUCCUUUCACCAACCCCACCUUCAAGGCCGCGGACAGCUUGUUCCUUUUCACCUGUGGCAUGGAGGCGAAUCAGUUGGAAUGGUGGCUGCCGGAUGGGCAGUUCAUUCACUCAGACCGUCCGCUUCGCUCUACUCAAGCUGCCGAUUUGUUUGCCAAGGUUAUGCGUUGGGGCCAGAUGGCCACCGCUCAUGAUCCUGCUCUCAUCCCUGAGCUGCAAGGUCUGUUUGCACAGAUCAAUGCACUCGAAGACGACCACGAAGGCUUCGUUGCUGCCCUUCAAGACCAAGUCCGUCGUCGCGAGCUCGAUCUUCUUCAAAUCUACCUGAAGAGCCAUCCGCACGCCACAGUGCCGGCCGAGCUGCAAGCAGAGCUCGACAAACUCCCCGGCGGGCCUGCGCGUGAGGCGGAGGUGCGGCGGAGGUUGGCGUAUAUACGCUUCACGGAGGGAAUCCCGCAACACGCGGAUGAGCCGCGCGGGACCGCCGCGGAGGAUCCGCGCGGGGGACCCGCGGCUUCGUCUUCGAAUGCGAAAGGUAAAGAACGUCAGGAUGAUUAG